Molecule: messenger RNA, 1503 nt
Organism: Pterocles gutturalis (yellow-throated sandgrouse)
Lineage: Eukaryota; Metazoa; Chordata; Aves; Pterocliformes; Pteroclidae
Product: lisH domain and HEAT repeat-containing protein KIAA1468-like
Exons: 11
Coding region: 1-1308 (435 amino acids)
Biological process (GO): intracellular cholesterol transport
Cellular component (GO): recycling endosome; trans-Golgi network
Molecular function (GO): protein binding
Source: RefSeq, a predicted model, not a curated record
AUGAUGAUAAGUGGGGCAGAUCGUACUGGAAGCAUCAGUACUCUUGAUUCCUUAGAUUUUGCAAGAUACUCUGAUGAUGGCAAUAGGGAAACGGACGAGAGAGUAGCAGUCCUGGAGUUUGAACUACGGAAAGCCAAGGAGACAAUACAGGCCCUCCGAGCCAACCUGACUCAGGCUGCAGAAAAUGAAGUUCCUUUGCAGGAACGAAAAAAUUAUAAAUCAAGUCCUGAAAUUCAGGAGCCAAUCAGACCUCUUGAGAAAAGAGCUCUAAACUUCCUAGUUAAUGAAUUUUUAUUGAAGAAUAGUUACAAGCUUACAUCAAUAACAUUUUCAGAUGAAAAUCAUGAUCAGGAUUUUGAACUCUGGGAUGAUGUAGGAUUGAACAUUCCAAAACCUCCUGACCUGUUACAACUUUAUCGUGACUUUGGAAACCAUCAUGUUACUGCGAGAGAUGUGGUGGAUGUAUCAGUUGGUGUAGAAGAUGAUGAGUUAGAGGCUGCUACUCCUAUACUUGGGACCAUCCCUGUGUUUGAAACAACACCACAGUCAAUAGAACAAUGUUUAAUAGUGCAAAAAUUAGAAGAUCAAAUUAAUGUGUUAAACAGUGAGAAAUGGUCUUUGAUGGAACAAAUCCAAAGACUUGAGAGUGAAAUAGAUUUUCUCAAGAAUGAAAACUUUGCUGUGUCAACAGUUUAUGGUGUAGUUCCCCAUCCUUCUUUAAAACAAGUGCCUCUCACAGUCUCAGAGGACAGUGGACAGUACUUGGAUAUCAAGAGCUCUGAGAACAACAAUAAACAUGGAAACACUGAGGAAACAAGCCUUUCUUUAUCAGCUGAAGUGGAUUCAAGAACUUCUAAAGAUGAUGUGCUAAAUUCUGCACCCUGUAAAGAAGCAGAGAAACCGUCCUCUUGUGCUCAAUCAACUAAAGCUACAGUCCAUUUCGAUAAACCUAAUAGGAAAUUGUCACCAGCUUUCCAUCAAGCACUACUGUCUUUCUGUCGGAUGUCAGCAGACAGCCGUUUGGGAUCAGAGGUAUCUCGGAUUGCAGACAGUGAAAAAAGUGUCAUGUUAAUGUUGGGACGCUGCCUGCCUCAUAUUGUUCCUAAUGUGCUGCUUGCAAAGCGAGAGGAAUUGAUCCCACUCAUACUGUGUACAGCCUGCCUCCAUCCUGAACCCAAAGAGAGAGAUCAGCUUCUACACAUACUGUUCAAUUUGAUCAAACGACCAGAUGAUGAGCAAAGGUGUGUUUGCGCUUGUGUGUUGCGGGACAAGAAGGAACUUUUUUCUUUGUCAGAGAAGCAGAACUAAUAGAAACUGGAUAUUGUUGGUUGAUUUUAACCAAGUUUCACUUAAGCUGAUAUUUUGCUGAUAUAAUGGUGACAAAUUUAAGUGGACUUUGGGACUUUCCAUUUCCAUGACCGGUAUUUUCUAGUUACUGCAAUGUAAGAAAGUGCUUGGUAAGCUGCAGUGUAACAUUUCAGUUCCUUUUUUGUUUAAAGAUGA